AUGUAUUCAUUGAUCAGCUAUCCAUUUUAUUUAAAAUUUUUGUUCGCACCAAUAAUUGAUUUGUAUUAAUUUUAAUUGUUAGGUAAAAGAAAAAGGUAAUAAUGAAAUUAAUUAAGUAUAGCUAUAUUUUACCGAUAAAUUUGUUGUUAUCAAUAAUACUUUUAUAUUUGUCAAGGAUUGAGAUAUUAACGAAUUAUCAAAUAUUAUGGAUAUUAGGAUUUGUUUUGUGUUUAUUUUUGGGAAUUUAAGAUAUAGCAAUAGAUGGAUUAGCAACUGAUUUAUGUAAAUAAUAAGGUGAAAGUGCUGCAUUGUUAUAGAAUAUUGGUUUUACAAUAGGGAAUUCGUUUCUUGGAAAUUUCUUAUUUAUAGCAUUAUAUUCAUCUCAUUAUUGCACAUUGGAGACAUUUUUGAUGAUAUUAUCAAUAGUAGGUUUGAUACUGACAAUUUUGUUAUAUUUAAACUUGUAGGAAUAGGAAGAGUAAUAAAGAAGUGCAAAAAGCUUUUAAGAUUUAUUAAGUGUAAUAAAAUCAUUUUUUUAAAAUGAAAAUAUGAUAAAAUAUUCAUUACUGAUAUUUUUCGAAAGGUAAAUAGUAAUAAAAUAGUCAUUAGAACGGCAUUGUCGUCUUUGGAUGCAACAUUCCGAUUGAAGUUAGUAUAAUUUAAUAUUAACAAAACUUAUAUAUCUUUUAUUGAUACAAUAAUUUUGCCAUUGAAAAUAGCAACUGGUUUGAUAUAUCAUUAAUACUUCAAUAAAUAUGAUUUUAAGUAUAAUUUGAAUUAUAUGUAUAGAUAUUAUGGUAAUAUCCAAUAUUUGAGAUUGAUUUCAACAUUGUUUGCAAUAGUGACAUUAUUGUUAAUUGAUAAAUUUGAGUUAGAUGGGUAAUAUAGUUAUGUGGCGAUAUUCUUUUCUAAUAUGUGUUGGUGGAUAUUAUUUAAUAUAACAUAUAUAGUGAGAGUAUUGAUAUAGAAAUAAAUAUAAGGGUAACUUUUAAAUGAAGAUAACUACACCUGGAGUUGAGGCAACGACAUUAACAAUUUUGAAUAGCAUAAGUUAAUUGGGAGUGAAAUUGGCAUUUUCAAUAAAUUUGAUAGUGGCAAAUUAUGUAAAUUAUUAUUGGUUGUUAUGUGUCGGAUGGAUAAUACAUUUUUUGUAUUGUUUUAGAUACUCAGAAACAUACAGAAAUUUAUACAUGUAGCCCAUAUAAAAGUGGUAUUUAAAUAAAUAAAUAAAAUAAAUUUGAU
Molecule: messenger RNA, 1242 nt
Organism: Paramecium sonneborni
Lineage: Eukaryota; Ciliophora; Oligohymenophorea; Peniculida; Parameciidae
Source: the annotation of a GenBank genome assembly